AUGCUAUCACCAACACCCCUCCAGAUCGUCUCGGGCAUAAAUAUCUUCGCUGCCUUGGUAACAUACGUUGCAGCCGGCCAAAUAUGCGGUGGUAUUGGAACGAACGAUUUCGCGGGAGUGAUCUUCUACAUGGGAAACUUCUUUUACAAAUCGCCCUCUGUAUUCGCGCUGUGCGCCGACCUCUGCAAAAACGACUACCCAAAAUGCAAGAGUUUUCGAUACAGCUAUUUCUCGGACGCGGAUGCACAAUACUGCGAGUUUUUCCCGGAAUGGCUAGAAAACUUCUUCGUAGAAGACAACACACAACCUUACUACUACUACGAUGUCGACUGCGCAUUCCCAACAUGGGCUAUAACAGAGACAUACUUCUCGACAACGACAACGAGCGUCGCAUCCUUGACCUUGACCUCUAGCCAGACCCUCACCACAACAUCCAUUUCAACGACGACUUCCAUCUCCACAGAAACAGCUACCGCGAUAGCGACAGCAUACUCCAUAUUCACAACGACAGCUACAACCACCGUCUCGCCAUCCCCCGUCCUCCUCACGCAAACAACCACCUCCACAACCAUCCUUACCGCAUCACCGAAAACAACCACAGCCUACAGCAUCAGCACCAUCACCGCUACAACAACAGCCACAGCAACCAGCACAGCGCGCUACAGCAUCUACAACACCACCACCGCCAUCCGAUCCUCCACGACUACAAAGACCGUGUCGGUCGUCAGCGUGCGCAACUCAACGAUCGUGCGGACUUCGCCCGUCAUAUCGACGAGGGUCGUCACGGUUUCGGGGAAAGGCGUGACUACCACACGCGUCGUUAGUGUUUCGGGGAAGGGGAGUACGACUACGAGGGUGGUGACUGUGUCCGGGAAGGGGCCUACGACAACUGUUACGAGGAGUUUGAGUGCGGCGGGAAAAACGGUCACGAGGACGGUGUCGAAGACGGUCACUGUUCGGUGAUGAUCAUGAGUUGUGGAGGUUUUCUUUUUGAGCGGCGGUGUGUGUGUGUGGUUUGAGCAGUCAGUACUCUGGACGGGGGCGGUGUUGCAGGUAGUCAAACUGCCUGACAUCUAUCUCUCUUUCUUGCUAAGGCAGACGUUGUUCUGGUAUGCCAGCCCCAAGUCUCAUUUUUUUUCUUUCCCUUUUGUACCUGCAUCUUUUGGUCUCGUUCCUCUUUUUGUUUUCCUGCAUGGGAGGGAUACAUAGUCUUUGUUAUUUCCCAGAUUGUGCAGUUGAAGAAUCAUUUUGCAAUAACAGAAUAAGAAUAGGAAAGGGGGGGGGAAGAUGGUGCACGCCAGCAUUCUUAGCAACAGCAUGUUAUUCUCAAUUUGGGGGCAUAAGUAGUACGGAAUAAGUAAAUACAAAAGGGCUUUGCUUUUAUAACUUUUACUACAGAUUAAAGAAGAUGCAAAGAAAAAUCAAUGCGCGUGCGUGGUCCAUUUGCCUGCGUAUUUAAAUCCAUAUCUAUUUCCUUAUCGAGCGUCACUUCAAUCACUUCUAAAUUCCUACCAUAGGAUCAAUCAAGAUGUACAAGACUUUUCCCAAAAAAGACAAAAGUCUUCUUGAAAACAGAAAACAGAAGGAGGUAUGCCAAAGAAAAAAGAAACCAAAAACUCCCCCUGCUGAUAGGAAAAAAGUAGUGGAGUGACACUCCAACCUCCACUUGACACUUAUUGUUCACUACACGCUAAGCCUAAUCAAUGUCUCUAAGCAGAGUGAAACCUACCGCAAUCCACACUUUUGCGCUAUACCUUCCCAAUUAGGAAGGUUGAGCUCAGCACUUCCUACGCUAAGCCUAAUCACGGUGUUGCUCUUAGCAGAGUGAAACCUACAGUAAUCCACACCUUUUCAUGUUACCUUCCAAAUUAGGAAGGUUGAACUCCGCACCCCUCGCGCAUCGCCUAAACACUGUAAUUCACUGUGACAAGACAAUUGCAAGGCUCGCAUAGCUUUUUAUCUACAAGCUCUACUGUGAUUUCCAGCUAUUACGAUCAAUUUCUCUAAGAAAUGAGUGUGCGCGCUGCUAUUCUUCGCAUACACAUGUGCGAAUUGUAGUAAGGGGGGGAGUGGUACACGCUAAACCCCAUCUGUAGCAAUCACGCAGAUGAACCUGAUAGGGAAUCAACGCUUUUUUUACAAUACCUUCUUAAUUAGGCAGGUUCAAUACACGUAGGUAGUUGUCGGCAUAUAAUUGCCUCAACGACAUCUAUAGUUACAAGCUGGAGAGAAAAGUACGUUGUUCUGCACGUAUCUCCUCUGUUUCCUUUUAGCUUUUCCGCAUCCCCUAUUUCUCUCUUAGAGCGUAGUAACGAUGGAAGAUAUCAGCAGUGUAGCAAUGUGCAUGCGACAUCUUGAGGUUGCUAACUCUAGUAUUAUUGUGUUGAGUGUUAAGUGAAGUGCGAAUGUAAGUCUCUCUUUCUCUCUCGCCUAUUACCGUUCAGCUACAUACUUUUCCCUUCUUUUCUUCAUCCCUUUCUACCUACAUUGUUCUAUUCUGUGCAAAAAAAAAGUCAUCAUUGCACACGCAAGCCAAUGCCGACUAAAAAAGCUGUUACGCGGCGCUAAGCCUAAUUAGUAAGUGAAAGCCUAAUUACUAAGGAAAUAUGCACCACGGCUGCAAUCAACACUGUUUAUAGAAAUCACCCGAUUAAGCAGUUUAGGAGCACCACCCCCACCACCACUACUACGGCCAGUGCCGUCCUCCGUACUUCUCCCUCUCAUAUUUCCUCCGCUUCCAUAAUCCUUUAUAACUUUCCCCUCUGUAGAGAAUAAAAAAACAGCAACCUGCACUUCGCUCCUCGCGAUUUUCGAAGACAGAAAUGCUUGCACGCAGGACGUGCAUGUUGAACACGGUUUCUGUGUUGGUUGCUGGAGGGGGAGGGGAGAUGACGCUAAGCCUGAUUGAUUAGCCACUUUCACUGCAGGUGAUAGGGGAUCCACACCUAGU
This is a messenger RNA of Periconia digitata, 2950 nucleotides long. Lineage: Eukaryota; Fungi; Ascomycota; Dothideomycetes; Pleosporales; Periconiaceae. The record is from the annotation of a GenBank genome assembly.